AUGGUAUUGAUCGAAUCAGGGUAUGAUUAUGGCUAUAUACGUCUUUUCAGAAUCGCGCCAACUUGUUUAAUUGAGGAAUUAAAGGCCCCCUUCUUCUCGUUCCCCACCUUUGAACGAACACACUAUCCAACCCUAACUUAUAAGCGAAACCGAUCUACACAACACAUCACUUCCUGCGCUUUUACCACAAGUCGUCGACAUCUCCUUUACCAGCAAUUACACUCUCUCGACAUGUCUCUGCCACUCACCGAUAAAUCUUUCAAGCGUCUGGGCAACUCUGGCCUCAAGGUGUCCUCCAUCAUUGUGGGAUGUAUGUCGUUUGGUUCUAGCAACUGGGCUCCUUGGGUCAUUGGAGACGAAGAGCGGUCCCUGGAGCUGCUGAAGGCUGCCUACGACCGAGGUUUGCGAACGUUCGACACCGCCUCCACCUACUCCAACGGUCUCUCCGAGGUGCUACUGGGCAAGUUUCUGCGAAAGUACAACAUCCCACGAGAGAAGGUGGUCAUUAUGACCAAGGUGUUCUUCCCCGUGGCCGAGGAGGGACUCCACGGAGAGACCAUUCUCGGCGGUCGAUCGGAGGAGGAGAUGCUGGAGUUCACCAACCGAAUCGGACUGUCUCGAAAGAACAUUAUUGCCUCGGUGGACGACUGCUGUGAACGACUCGGCACUUACAUUGAUCUGCUGCAGAUCCAUCGACUCGACGACGAGUGUCCCUACGAGGAGAUCAUGAAGGCCCUGCAUGACUGUGUUGAGUCUGGCAAAGCCCGCUACCUAGGAGCCUCUUCCAUGCGAGCCGUGGAGUUUGUGGAGCUGCAGAACGUGGCUGAGAAGCAUGGCUGGACCAAGUUUAUCUCUAUGCAGUCUCUUUACAACCUCAUCAACCGGGAGGACGAGCGGGAACUCAACUGGUACUGCAACAAGACUGGUGUUGGUCUCAUUCCCUGGUCUCCUCUGGCUCGAGGCAUUCUUGCGCGACCCAGAAGUGCUGAGGACACUGCUCGGUCCGGUUCUGAUCUGCGAAUGAUGCUGUUCGACAAGGACCACGACUCCACUGCCGAGAUCAUCGACCGGGUCGAGAAGAUGGCCAAGAAGAAGGGCGUUGCCAUGGCCACAAUCGCCACCGCCUGGGUCCUUCACAAGGGUGCCAUGCCCAUUGUUGGUUUCUCGUCCGAGAAGCGAAUGGAUGAGGCUCUGGCCGCCCUGGACGUUGAGUUUGAUGCCAUGGACUUGAAGUACCUCGAGGAUGCUUACGAGCCCGUCAAGUACAAGAUGUAA
Molecule: messenger RNA, 1275 nt
Organism: Yarrowia lipolytica CLIB122
Lineage: Eukaryota; Fungi; Ascomycota; Dipodascomycetes; Dipodascales
Source: RefSeq, a predicted model, not a curated record